This is a messenger RNA of Helianthus annuus (common sunflower), 1885 nucleotides long. Its product is annotated as nucleolar protein dao-5. The transcript is spliced from 13 exons. Lineage: Eukaryota; Viridiplantae; Streptophyta; Magnoliopsida; Asterales; Asteraceae. The record is from RefSeq and is a predicted model, not a curated record. Bases 209 to 1690 code for a protein of 493 amino acids.
AAGUCCAAUUCCUGAAAUUUUGAAAAACCCACAUAAUGAAAUAGUCGGCAAGAACUCUUAAUCAAAUGAGUUUAAAUCUCUAAUUUGAGUGUCUUUGCAAAUUGCAAGUGCACUCCCUCCUAAAUUUACUCCACCAAACACACACACACACACACAGAGUUUGGGGGCAAAUCUACACACCCACAGUGUGUGUGAGUGACGAGUAAAAAUGACGGAAGAAGACGCCGGAGCUUCACCACCGACCCCCAAAAAGUUCAAAACGGAUUCGGAAAAACAACCAGUGGAACUAUCAAAAGACAAAAGUCAUCCUGAAGAAGAAGAUUCUAAGGAAAUUGAAGAAGAUGAAGAUGACGAUGGGCCGCCACCAGGGUGGCGUCACUCGCCGACGUCGUCUCCGCCGCUAUUAGACAUGAUUGACUUUCCGCCGUCGUUAACAUUACCUCCUACUCCGCCUCUUCCUUCUUCUCCUACAGAUUUAGAGAUGGAACAGCAAGACUCGGAUGAAGAUGAUGGACCCCCGCCCGGAUGGGAUACCAAAUAUCAGGUAAAUGAACAAGCGGGACAACUUGCAGCCACCUCGGCAAUUUCUUCUGAUAUACAGACGGAGGAUGUGCAGCAAGCUGCACACGAUGAAGAAGGUGAACCACGAUCACAGGCACAUUCUUGUCUACCACCGGAAGUAGCUCCAUCUGUGGAAGAACAAGAACAAGAACACGACUCAGAAGAUGACGGACCUCCUCCAGGAUGGGAUUCCAAAUGUCAGCACGAACCCAAGUUACAAGAAGUUCCUCAAUCAGAUACGAAAAUGGAGGAUGUACUACAAGAUGCCCAUAAUGAAGAAGGUCAACCAACACCAGAAGUUCCAUCCGAUAUUAUAGCGGAUCCAGAAGAUUCUGACGAUGAAGGACCUCCGCCCGGAUGGGAUUCCAAAUGUCAGCCCGAACCCGAAUCACAAAAAACUCUUCAAUCAGAUUCAUCAGAUAUAAAGACGAAUCAUGUACAACAAGAUGCCCAGAAUGAAAAUGAUCCGCAAUCACAAUCACAACCGCGUUCUAGCCCAGCACCAGAACUAGUUCCCUCGGUGGAAGAACAAGACUCGGAAGAUGACGGGCCGCCACCUGGAUGGAAUUCAAAAUGUCCGGUCGAACCCAAUUUACAAACGGCAGGUCCAACAACUCCUCCAUCAGACUUUAAGACUGAGGAAGAUAAAGAACAAUCACAUGUUCAUUCAAGCCUGCCAUCACCAAUAGUCCAAUCAGGUGCAGGAACGGGUCAUGAACCGAAUAACGUCAAAACUAUUGAAGAAAUCCCUCAGCCACCUUCAAGGCAUCAGUCCAUUCAUCACACCGCAGAAAUUACAGUUCCAAAACGACCGACGACAAUGAAUAAUCAUGAAAUGGGGCAAAUGGUGUGCGGUUCUUGCCGCCAUUUGCUUAGCUAUCCAAGAGGUGCUCGAUACGUCGAGUGUGCUUGUUGUUUGGUAGAGAAUUACGUUCUAGAAGAACACGAAGUUGGGCAAGUUGUAUGUGGUAGUUGUAAUGUGCUGCUUAUGUAUCCCUACGGGGCACCUAAAGUAAGAUGUGCGACUUGCAGAGCCGAAACAGAAAUCGGAGACCAAAAUAGACGGCCACCACUUUCUGAACACAAAAGGCGGGCCAGGCAGCAUUUGAAGCGUGUACAAGCAGGCUGAAAGAUACAACCGAUGUUCGUUUUGAAUUAACAUAGCCCAAAAGCUUCACCAUUACAAAUUUUUUUGAUUUUGAAGCAUUUUUAAUCAAAAACUUGUACAUUGGUACAUGCUAUAACUUAUAUAGGUCAUGUGCUUGGUCAUUUUUCGGUCAUUUGCUAUGAAUAUAAUGCAGGAUAGUUGACGUUUUAGAGCAAA